GGCUAGUUGCAGUUGGUUAGUUUAGUCGGUUCAGUCUGAUCUUAAUUUAAAAAUUUUAGUUAUAAAAUUAUUUAUAAUUGUGCUUCUAAGUGUAAAUAUUUAUUGGCACUACCAUAAACUUUAUUCGAUAAAACCGAUUGUUUUAAAUAUUGUCAGUAAUUUAUAGUUUUCACUUUUCAUCACAAUGUCAAACAACAAAAUAUAAUACUGCUUAUAACUUUCUCUGCUUUGGAAAAAAUCAUAUGUUCAAUAUCAACAAUGGAAGGGUCAUUAAGUAAAUGGACAAAUGUUGUCAAUGGAUGGCAAUAUCGUUGGUUUGUCCUUGAUGAUAAUGCUGGACUUCUGUCCUAUUAUACGAGUAAAGAGAAAAUGAUGCGUGGCGCUCGUCGCGGUUGUGUCAGACUACGAGGCGCAGUAAUUGGUAUUGAUGAUGAAGAUGACAGUACAUUUACUAUUACGACUUCUUCAUCAAAAGAUGAUCCAAAAACUUUUCAUUUCCAAACUCGAAAUAGUGAUGAACGUGAACGCUGGGUUCGAGCUCUUGAAGAUACUAUUUUACGUCAUUCACAUACGCGGUGGGAUCCGAAAAGUUCAUUAUCAAAGCAUGAUUUUGACCGAAAAGUGACUGAAGCUGAUGCAUUUUUACAAUUGCUUAUUGAUCAAAUAGCAUUAAUAGAAAGCAAGCUAAAUAAUGAGAAUGAAAAAGACGACAAAGAGCAAAAAUAUGCUACUAUUUUAGUCAAUGCUAACGCUGUGCUCAAUUCUAUUAAACAUACUAUUGUACAACUUCAAAUUGCAAAGAAUACAGCUAUUCCAGUUAAUGGUAUUUAUAAAGGACCUUCUAAUAUUAAUGACACAUGUAUUUUCACAACUUCUGCGCAUGUUCCAGCAGGAGAACCAGAAUCUGUCGUACAAAUAGGCAUCGAAUUAGGUUCAGAAUGUCUUGAACCCAGAGCUUCGAAUCUUCCUAAUGCUCGUAAUCUGAUGGUUCCGGAUUUUUCAUAUUCGUCAUCGGAUGAAGAUGAAGAUUAUUAUGAUGCCACAGAAGAUAUUUCUACAAUGUCAUCGUCUCAACAUCAUUUCCAAAGCAGUGAUCACGGCGCAAAAGCCAAUCUUCCAACAUUACGGGAGAUUUCCAGUCAUCAAGAUCCUCGUAGGCAACAAGGAAAUCCUCCGAUUAAAGUAGACGGAUCUCUAGACUACGAUGCUUUAUACGAAGAGGAAAGUGAACCAGAAAUGGAUUCAAUGGAGAGCCAUGGAUCAGUAGUAACUCAUCUUUUAUCACAAGUUAAAAUCGGAAUGGAUCUAACGAAAGUCGCUUUGCCCACAUUUAUCCUUGAACGUAGGUCACUUUUAGAAAUGUAUGCUGAUUAUUUUGCACAUCCAGAUCAUUUCUUACGUAUUGCUGAUUUACCAACUCCAAAAGAACGUAUGAUUCAAGUUGUACGAUGGUACUUAUGUAGUUUUCACGCUGGCCGUAAAUCUGGGGUUGCAAAAAAACCUUAUAAUCCUAUAUUAGGAGAAAUAUUCCGCUGUUACUGGGAUGUUGAGGAAGCCUCUAGUAAUUCUAAAAGCGACACUGCUAAACCAUCUGUAGAUGACAGUAUUAAUGAUGGACCAGUACCUUGGUGUCGAAAUGAUCAACUUUAUUUCAUUGCGGAGCAAGUAUCACAUCAUCCUCCUGUUAGUGCGUUUUAUGCGGAGCAUCGAGCUAAAAAAAUAUGUUUUAAUGCUCAUGUUUGGACGAAAAGUAGGUUUUUAGGUUUAAGUAUAGGGGUACACAAUAUCGGAAAAGGAUGGAUCAACUUACCGGAGCAUGGCGAGGAGUAUGUUUUGACUUUUCCAAAUGGUUACGGUAGAUCUAUUUUAACUGUACCUUGGAUCGAAUUGGGUGGUACAACGACUAUAACAUGUGCUCAAACUGGUUAUCAAGCUACUAUAGAGUUUCAGACAAAACCAUUUUAUGGUGGAAAACGUAACCGCAUAGCUUGUCAAAUCACACAACCAGGAGAGAAAAAACCUUUUCUUAUGAUUAAUGGAGAGUGGAGUGGAAUUUUAGAAGCUAAGUAUAAUGACGGUCAAACGGAUAUGUUCGCUGAUGUGACUCACAUUCCCGUUGUUAAAAAAAUGGUAAAACCGAUUUGUGAACAAGAUGAUAAUGAAUCUCGUAAGGUAUGGAGAGAUGUAACUGUUGGCUUAAAAAUAAAUGACAUGGACAAAGCAACUGCCGCUAAAUGUUUCAUUGAACAAAAACAGCGAGAUGAAGCCAGAAUCCGCAAAGAAUCAAAUUUAUUGUGGAAAACUAAAUAUUUCAAAGAAACAAAAGAUGGAGGAUGGAUGUACAUCAAACCAUUAACACAAUGACGGAGUUCGACGUACAAUUUGCUAUAAAAAUUGAAUUAUUUAGUGUUCACAAUAUACCAAAAAUAAAGAGCCUAAAAUAGUUAUUAAAUCUGAUAUAUAUAUAUAAAAGAAUUAGUUUCCCAAUAAAUUUAACUACUAAAAGAAGUGUCGAAUUAUAGUUUUUUAAGCUAUAUACAUAAACUCUAAAUUGGAAUAAAGGAAAACAAUUUCUUGAUAACAAUAACUAGUCCAAUUAAAUGAAGCUUACACCAUACUAAGAGGAAAAAUGUACAUUUUCAAAAAAAAAUGCUUGAUCCAAGUAUUUUAGUUACUUAACCCUUCGUCACUCGCUCAAUGAGCGCGGCGCAGCCUUUUUUACAAUUAUGCAAUUUUCUCAUCCCGGGAAAAAAUGAUCAGACCUGAUCAGACAUGAACAGGCAUGAGUCUUCAGGCCUGAUCAGACAUGAAAAAUGACCAUGUCUGACCAGGCAUGUUCAGGUCUGUUCAUGCCCAUCCGGGUAAAAAAAUUAUAUAUAAAAAAUGGCCCUAUAUAAUUAUAUCUAAUUAUGUAUAACUAUAUUCAAUUAUACAUGUAUAUAAUUAUUGCUAUAAAAAUAAAAAAAAUAAAAAAUUCGGGCGUGUGCAGGAUUUGAACCGUGGACCUUGCGCUCGAAAGUGUAACUCGCUACCCACUGACCUAAGAGAUUUAGUUGAAAAGUAAGUUUCGUAUGAACUUCAAGUAAUAAAAAUCUUAUACGUGAUAGAUUCUUGGUCAACAAAAUUUUAGAUCUAUGAGCAGGCAUGAACAGCCAUGAACAGACAUGAACAUACAUGACCAGGCAUGAACAGGCAUGGACAGGUAUGAUCAGGCCUGAGCGUAUUUAACGCUUCAGACAUGAACAGACAUGACCAGGCAUGGACAGGUAUGAUCAGGCAUGAGCGUAUUUAACGCUUCAGACAUGAACAGGCAUGAACAGACAUGACCAGGCAUGAACAGACAUGACCAGGCAUGAACAGACAUGACCAGGCAUGGACAGGUAUGAUCAGGCAUGAACAGGCAUGAUCAGGCCUGAGUGUAUUCAACGCUUCAGACAUGAACAGGCAUGGACAGGUAUGAUCAGGCCUGAUCAUGUCUAAUUUCAGGCCUAAUCAUACAUGAACAGGCAUGAUCAGGUCUAAUUUCAGGCCUGAUCAUACUUGAACCGGCAUGGUCAGGUCUGAUCAUUUUUUCCCGGGAUAAUUACGGUGACGGAUGACGUCGAAAAAAUUAGAAUGCUUGAAUUAGACAUUCUAAAAGAAUUUCUAGCAUUAGCCGCUCCUAAGAAAUAAAUUAUUUUGUUAAAAAAAAAUAUUUUCAUGCGAAAGAAAUUGAAAAGCGGCGCGACGCCGCCCAGUGCAAGUUAGUAACCGGUAAAUGGCCGCCGCGCGCUGCUGCCAACUUGUGUGUGGUAAUAUUCUCUUGUACGAUAUAGAUAUAUAAAUAUUUAGGUUUGACAUUGAGGUAUUCUCUCUUAAUAGAGAUACAUUUUUUAUUAAUAAUUAAGAAUAAUUCUACGCGUAAUAAGUAUUUCGUCACAAACAAAAAUAUGUUAUUUAAAUAUUAAUUAUUAUAUUUACAAAUAUAUAUUUAUAUUAUAUGUAAUUUGUGUAUAAUAUUCACGAAGAAUUUCGAGGUUAUAACCACAACAG
Molecule: messenger RNA, 4032 nt
Organism: Microplitis mediator
Lineage: Eukaryota; Metazoa; Arthropoda; Insecta; Hymenoptera; Braconidae
Product: oxysterol-binding protein-related protein 9
Exons: 13
Coding region: 259-2364 (701 amino acids)
Cellular component (GO): intracellular membrane-bounded organelle; cytosol; membrane
Molecular function (GO): sterol binding
Source: RefSeq, a predicted model, not a curated record